Molecule: messenger RNA, 516 nt
Organism: Lasiodiplodia theobromae
Lineage: Eukaryota; Fungi; Ascomycota; Dothideomycetes; Botryosphaeriales; Botryosphaeriaceae
Product: RNA polymerase ii subunit 7 protein
Exons: 4
Coding region: 1-516 (171 amino acids)
Biological process (GO): positive regulation of nuclear-transcribed mRNA poly(A) tail shortening; DNA-templated transcription; positive regulation of translational initiation
Cellular component (GO): P-body; RNA polymerase II, core complex
Molecular function (GO): single-stranded RNA binding; single-stranded DNA binding; translation initiation factor binding
Source: RefSeq, a predicted model, not a curated record
AUGUUCUUCCUCCACGAGCUCGAGCGCACAAUCACGCUGCAUCCGUCGUUCCUGGGCCCGAACGUGCAUGAGUACAUCGAGGACCGCCUGAAGCAGGAUGUCGAAGGAAUCCAGAUUGAGAACUAUUACAUCAUCUGCGUGAUGGACUCGCAAGACAAGUCCGAGGGUCGCGUGCUCCCUGGCACUGGCUACAUUGAGUACAACGUCCACUUCAAGGCCAUUGUGUGGCGCCCGUUCAAGGGAGAGAUUCUGGACGGUGUAGUGUCUGCGGUUGUCGACUCGGGUUUCUUCGUCGAGGUGGGCCCUCUGAACGUCUUCGUUGCAUCGAGUAUGAUCCCAAGCUCGAUCAAGUACGACGGCAACGCCACGCCGCCGCAGUGGACGGACAAUGCAGACCAAGUCAUCGAGAAGGGUACGCACAUUCGCGUGAAGAUCAAGGGUAUCCGUACUGAGCUGGGCAAUAUGUACGCGAUCGCAACGAUCAAGGAGGAUUAUCUCGGACCUCUUGGCGGCUGA